Drosophila grimshawi is the source of this 1053-nucleotide messenger RNA. RefSeq names its product SURF1-like protein (gene Surf1). The record is from RefSeq and is a predicted model, not a curated record. Lineage: Eukaryota; Metazoa; Arthropoda; Insecta; Diptera; Drosophilidae. Gene Ontology annotation, biological process: mitochondrial respiratory chain complex IV assembly. The transcript is spliced from 4 exons. Gene Ontology annotation, cellular component: membrane; mitochondrion. Bases 80 to 982 code for a protein of 300 amino acids.
UAACAGAAUUACCGAACGGUGAACAUAAUUGUAUAUUUGUUUUUCUUGUUACCGGAAAAAUAAAAAAAAACCGUUAAUUAUGCUGCGUUUAAGUGCCCAAAUGUGCAAACAAUCCUUUGCACUGCUACGCCUGCCCCACAGCACCAACAAGAUGCCCCGGCUGCAACUCGUGACUAGAAAGAUGACACAACAGCAUCAAAAAGUAGACUGGACAACAAGCAUUCCAACUGGGGCUAAGGAUAAGGAGAAGAUCACAGCGCUGGGUUGGUUUCUGCUUCUCAUACCCGCCACAACAUUUGGUCUGGGUGUUUGGCAGGUGAAGCGUAAGAUCUGGAAGGAGCAGCUAAUUAAGGACUUAGCUGAGCAACUGCACAUGGCGCCAACGGAACUGCCCGAUGACUUAAGUCAUUUGUCGCACAUGGAAUACCGUUUGGUCAAGUUGCGAGGACGUUUUCUGCACGACAAGGAAAUGUUGAUGGGACCACGCUCCCUCAUCCGACCAGAUGGCGUCGAGACGCAAGGUGGUCUCUUCUCGCAGCGCGAUACCGGCAAUGGCUUUCUCGUCGUCACACCAUUCCAGCUGUCGGACAGGGAUGACAUUGUGCUCGUAAAUCGAGGCUGGAUAUCGCGCAAGCACAUGGACAAGGAGACACGCGCAAUGGGUCAAUCUCCAAAGGAAGUGGAGCUGACAGCAGUUGUACGGAAAGGCGAGAGUCGUCCCCAGUUUACGCCCGAUCACAAAGAGGGCAAAGUUUAUCUUUAUCGGGAUUUGCCCAAGAUGUGUGCGAGCAGUGGAGCAGCUGCCGUCUUCCUAGAUGCCGUCUACGAUCCCAAAGCAGUCGCCGACAAUAGUCCUGUAGGCGGACAGACGCGUGUCACACUGCGCAACGAUCACAUGUCGUAUUUGGUUACCUGGUUUAGCUUAUCGGCAGCCACCUCAUUUCUUUGGUAUCGACAGAUUGUUAAACGAAUACCAUUUUGAUAGAAAUACAUUGUUCAUAUUAUGAGUUAUAAAUGUUUAUUUUAUAAAAUUUACAUGCUUGAGUAAAUGCA